Ilyonectria robusta is the source of this 1699-nucleotide messenger RNA. RefSeq lists its product as uncharacterized. The transcript is spliced from 3 exons. NCBI's taxonomy places the organism in Eukaryota, Fungi, Ascomycota, Sordariomycetes, Hypocreales, Nectriaceae. Bases 160 to 1386 code for a protein of 408 amino acids. The record is from RefSeq and is a predicted model, not a curated record.
CAUCAACUUCACCCACCCCAAUCUGCUACAGGCCAUCGGUCAAUUCUCAACCCUUGAAAUCCCAUGCAAAUUCGUACAUCGACGUACCCUAUCGCUCUCUCUUCUCCGCUAUAAACUGCUCCUAUACAUAUCCCACGAGCACGUGUCGAGUCCCUAACGAUGGCGUCUCAAAAGCCCCAAGACCCCUUGGAUGUCCUUCAGCUCAUGGUGAACGAUGUGCUCGUUCAAACCGGCAAAGCACUUCGUGCCUCUCGCAAAGAUGGCCAGGGAAAUGUAGCCCAGGUCCAUGGCUCUCUUCAAUCUAAGCUGCCAGACACCAUCCGCACCUUUCAUUCCGCCUUGGAUGAUCUUGAGCACGAUAUUAUUAGAGCCAAAUCAGUUCUGCUCCGCGACAUCACGCAAAUACAGGAGCGGAAACAACAACAGCAGCAGCAGCAGCAACAGGCACAGCAGCAGCAACAAGAGCAUCAGCAUCAGCAAGAACAGUCACAGCACAAGCACAAAUUUCAGGAGUCGCAAGUGCAACCGCCCCAACCACUACAACAGCCACAACCACAGCCCGUAGAGUCUCAGUCCAAGGAGCCAAUGGUGAUUGAUUUAGACUCAUCUCCACCCCCCAAUAAUCAACCCAUGACAGAGACCAAGGCGACAAAGCCAGUUGCACCAUUCCCAGAUAUGGGUAUGGGACUUCCUGACAUGAACGACACCGACCUGGUAAUAAAGGACGAAGCCCCGCCUUCCAUUCCAGCACCUGUCCCCGAGAUGGCCAACAUCAAACCCGAACCUACUAUCUCCCCUGCCCCAAUGGCGCCUAUGCCCAACAUGGACGAGAAGCCAGUGGACAUCAACAUGGAUAUUUCUAGCGGAGACAUGGCCGACCCAGAACUGAACUUCACAAACAUGGAGUUUACCCUCGCUCCAACGAAUAACGACACUCAAAACCUGCCCACCUCCCAAGAACCAUCAUUCGACCUGACAACCUUCGCGCCCACUGACGGUGGUGACGAUCUCCUGGGACUUGACAACCUCUUGCCACCCAAUCCCAGUGAGCAGGCGAAUGUCAACCCUGUUUCCCAAAUCCCUGUUCCAGAAAAUGCAAUCAAGCCUGAAAACUCGGAGAAUCUAGACGUUUCGACAAAUACGAUGAGCUUGACAAAUACAGGGGUGCAAGAAAGCACAGGUGCCAAAAAAGAGGAAAACGCAGACUCGACGUUUGACGAACUGAUGUUCAUGGAUACGGAUAACAACUUUGGGGGUGGAGGUGGUGGGCUCGGCGAGGACACAUUUGAGGAUCUGAUGGAUAGUCGUGAUGACACAUCAUUCGAUCUGAUGGAGCAUGGUGAUUUCGAUGCCUCCUACUUUGGUCUUGAUCUUGACGAGGCAUGAACGAUGAGCUAAAAGGACGGGGCUGCGACUCUCUCCGGCAUCUCCAAAAUACCACGACAAAAGAAAUUAUGAUACCACGGUUGCGCACCUUUCAAUGCAAAAAUGGUGUUUGGGUAUUUGCUUUUGGACUUUACAGAUGGUUCUUUGCGCUGAGGGCGGAUAACUACGAUAUCAUGUUGACAGCACAAAGCAUGAGCAAGGGAAUCCAGGUAGUAGUCAGCGAGAGCUCCAAUUUCACGGGCAUAGUCCAGGAUAGAUCGUAUAUAGGACAACUUCACCCAAGUAACAACGCGUAAAUCGAACCAUCGCAUGA